Messenger RNA from Felis catus (domestic cat), 8942 nucleotides. It is a transcript of the gene CCDC141, whose product is annotated as coiled-coil domain containing 141. Lineage: Eukaryota; Metazoa; Chordata; Mammalia; Carnivora; Felidae. The record is from RefSeq and is a predicted model, not a curated record. The transcript is spliced from 25 exons. Gene Ontology annotation, molecular function: protein binding. The coding region runs from base 223 to 4818 and encodes 1531 amino acids.
GCUCUUAAGUUUCUAAAUUGACACUGGUCGGAAGAAUCUGAUGAUUAUCUUGCUAUGACAUCAAUAAUGAAAUUUUCAGUGGCAUUGUUUGAGUAAUCAGUGCAAGCUGAGCUCUUUCCCUGAAUGAAUCCAAGUAACCCCAGUGAUUGCCUUCUGAAAUGACCAGCAGACACACUUCUGUCCAGAGGCUGUCCAGAGUAUAAAUUCUGGUUCUGAAGUACCAUGUCCAGCCGAGGAAGUCCCGGUGUGGAGUUUUCUACGACGACAGUCAGUUCAGUAGCUGUUCAGGCCGGAGACUCCAAAAUUGUUAUAGCUGUCGUAAAGUGUGGCAAGUGGGUACAACUUCAAUUGGCUGAAUCACAGCCCAAUCUUCUAGAAAUUGGUAGCAGUCAAGAUGAGACCAAAAAACUUCUUCAUGAUCAUGAACUUCUUUUGGCCAAGCUCAAGGCUUUGGAAGAUCAGGUGUGGGAACUCUUGCAGGAAGCAGACAAGACAGCUGAAGAGAACAAGGAUCAGAGUCAAGUCUAUGAUGCCAUGGCCAACACUUUGGGUGAAGCAUGGACAGCGCUUGUCUCUAUGCUUGAAAAAAGAAGGGAGCUCCUCAGGUUGACUUCUGAAUUUUUUGAAAAUGCCUUGGAGUUUGCUAUUAAAAUAGACCAAGCUGAAGAUUUCCUCCGGAACACCCAGGAGUUUGAGAGUGCCGAGUCCUUAAAAUCCCUUCUGCAGCUUCAUGAAAAUCAUACCAAAGAACUCUUAGAACGAUCUCUAGCCCUUUUAAACAAAAGUCAACAACUCACUGACUUCAUAGAAAAAUUCAAGUGUGAUGGACCUAAUGUGAAUUCUGAGUUGAUUCAGGGAGCUCAUAACAGCUGUCUGAAGAUUGACAGCCUUCUUGAGCUUCUACAAGAUAGGAGACGGCAACUAGACAAGGGUCUGAAGCAACAGCAGCAAGAACUGGGUCAGGUUCUGAAGAUAUGUGAGUGGGACCAGCAAGAAAAUCAGGUUACUUGUUGGUUUCAGAAAACCAUAAAAGAUUUGCAGGAACAAAGUCUGGGCUCAUCACUUUCAGAUAAUGAGGAACUAAUCUGUAAGCAUGAGGAAUUGAUAAUAAAAGCAAAGGAAUGGAAUUCUGCUGUUGAGAAGCUAAAGAGUGAUGCGCUUGGGAUUCUGCUGUCCAAGGACUACGUGGAGAAGGAACAUCUACAGCUCUCUAACCAGAAACUGGAUCAGCUUCAAGGAGAAUUUGGUCGGCUCAUGGUGGAAAGGAAAACUUGGUUAAAAAAGGCAAAUGUUUUUUUUAACAGUGCCAAUAAGGCAUUUGAUGUACUUGGAAGAGUUGAAGCUUACCUUAAGCUCCUUAAAUCAGAGGGUUUAAGUCUGCCUGUCUUGGCAGCAAGGCAUGAGGAAUUACACAGAGAAAUUAAAGACUGCACAGCUGAUGCUUUGCAAGAGGGACAAGCCUUAAUCAGCCAAGUAGACUCCUGUAGCUCUCAGAUAACCGGAGUCCAUGAGAUGAUGGGAUGCAUUCAGAGACGAGUGGACCAUCUGACCAAACAGUGUUCAGCGCACAAGGAAUUUGCUCUUAAGAAACAGCAAUUAACUGCCUCAGUGGAGGGCCACCUGAAGAAGGUGGAAACGUCAAUUCAGAAAAUCAGUCCAGUACUUUCCAAUGCAAUGGAUGUCGGUUCCAGCCUUUCUGAAUCAGGGAAGAUUUUGAGUAAAUAUUUGGAACUAGAUAUUCAAGCUAAGGAGACAGCACAAGAAUUAGAAGCAGCUACAAAACUUAUGACAGAGAAAAAUGAAUUUGAACCUGACGAAGUGGCAUUGCUUUCUUCUAAAGCUAAAUGGCUAGAGGAAGAAUUAAAAAUACUUGGGCGAAGCAUCAGCUCCAGGUCACAAGUCCUGCAAACUUAUGUGGCAUUUCUAAAGUCAUCAGAGGAGCUAGAGGAGCAGUGUCAGAGCCUAAAGGAGUUUUACCAAACUGAAAUCCCACGGAAGGAAGAGGAUGAUGCUGAAUCCAAGCGUCAGUUUGACUCAGCUGAAAAGCAGUGGCAGCUAUUUUUAAACAGGAGCUUUUUAACUCAAGACCUAGGGCUUGAGUUCCUUAAUUUAAUUAAUAUGGCAAAAAAGAAUGAAAUACUAAAUGUGAAAAAUGAAGUGCACUUUAUGGAGAACACUAUGGAAAGCCAGAAGGCAGAAAGAGAAGAACUCAGCCACCUUCGGAUGACAUGGCAACUUAAAGCCACAGCAAGCAAACCUGUGAAACAGCAGUGGGGAGCAUUCAAAGAACAACUUAGAAAGACCACUUACAACUUAAAACUUCUUCAGGAAGCACUUAUGCCUGUGUCUGCACUUGACCUUGGAGGGAGCCUCCAGACCAUUUUAGGUCUACAGAAAAAAUGGAGUGAAAUGAAGCCUCACCUCCAGCAACUGAACGUUGAAGUUCAAUACAUUGUAAAAGAAUCAGAAGAGUUAACUGGCAAAGGAGCCCCUGUUAAAGAGAAGUCUCAACAACUGAAGGAGCUUAUUCACCUCCAUCAAAAACAGCAAGAGAGAAUCCAAGAUUAUGAGGAUAUCCUGUACAAGGUAGUCCAAUUCCAUCAAGUUAAGGAAAAGCUGGGUCAUCUCAUCAAAUCAAGAGAAAUGGAGUUUUUAGAACAGCCACAGGAGCUGGAGGAUGGCCACGAAGCCCAGGUUCAGCUCAGUCGCUCUCAGGAGAAGCAGGCACACAUUGAGCAGCUCCAUAAACUGGCCCUUUCCCUGGGAGUGGACAUCAUCUCUUCAGUACAGCGACCUAACUGCUCUAACAUUUCUGCCAAGAACCUGCAGCAGCAGCUGGACGUCCUUGAGGGGGAUGGUGUGAACUUGCGUGCCAAAGCCGAGGAGUAUGAACGGACCCUGAUCCGCUGCUUGGAGUACUGCACCACAAGGGACAAUAUAAAUGAGCUCAAAGAGUCAUUCAAAGAUAUAAAAAAGAAAUUCAACAAUUUGAAGUUUAAUUACACUAAGAAAAAUGAAAAAGCUCGGAAUCUGAAGGCUCUUAAAUAUCAAAUUCAACAAGUUGAUGUGUAUGCUGAAAAAAUACAGGCUUUGAAAAUGAAAAUGGGAAAAGUUGAGAAUAAAACUUCUUAUUCUCUCUUAAAUUAUCCAAAUAAUAAAGUGAAUGUCCUUUUGGAAACCAUGAAAGAUUUGCAAAAACAUGUGGAUGAGUUUGAAAAAGUUGUGACAGAUUACAAGAUGAAUUUGGACCUGACUGAACAUCUCCAGGAAAUGAUAGAAGAGUGUCACUUUUGGUAUGAAGACGCAAGUGCCACAGUUGUAAGAGUUGGAAAAUACUCUACAGAGUGCAAGACAAAGGAAGCUGUGGAAAUUCUCCACCAGCAGUUCAAUAAGUAUAUCAUGCCCUCAGUGCCUCAGCAAGAAGAAAGGAUUCAGGAGAUCAGUGACCUAGCCCAGCGCUUAUAUGGUUUUGAAGAAGGGCAGAAAUAUGCUGAGAAAAUAGUGGCAAAACACAAAGAGGUUCUUGAAUCUAUCACUGAAUUAUGCGUCUCUCUCACAGAGCUUGAAGAAAAGCUGAAGCAGGGAGACAUUUUAAAAAUGAAUCUGAAUUUGGAAGAUCUCCAUGAUGACUUCGUUGACCUGCUAAAAGAACCAGCAAGAAAUAAGCAGACACUAUUCAAUGAAGAAAGAAAUAAGGAGAAGGCGCAGGUAGAAGAUAUUUUGACUGUCAAUGGAACAGGAGAGGGUCAGCUCCCACAGCACCUGACGCAGCUGCUCUCUGACAAAGAGGAUGCUGUCCAAGGCCAUCUCCUGCCUCCAGACAUGCUUUCGGGAGAAGAAUAUGAGUGUGUCUCACCUGAUGACAUCUCCUUGCCUCCACUCCCGGAAAGCCCUGAUUCCCCCCUUGCCCCUGCUGACAUGGAAGUGGAGGGGCGGUCUAGCCCUCCCCGCAGCCUUCCCAUGAGCAACUACAGGAUGCAGACAGGGGCCAGCUGUCCAGGGGAGGCCCGGGAAUCUGGCAUCCCACCACCUGCUGCUUUUGCUGAUGCUUACAAUGAUAAGAGAGAAACAUUUUCAAGUCAUUUUGAGAGGCCCUCUCCCCAGUUCAAAGCUGAAGUCCCAUUAACCUCCCAAGGAAUUUUGGAAAAAAGUACUGCCUUCUGCAAAAUCAGUGCUAAACAUCCAGAGAGCAUGCUGAGUGAAGUGCAUGAGAGAGCUUUACAGCAGCACCCUCAGGCUCAGGGAAGUUUGCUAGAAACAUGGGAGAAAGUGCAUGCUGAUAACAAUGUCACUAAAACCCAAGACAGGCUGCAUGCUUCCCAGGAUGCAUUCUCAGGCCUUGGGUUUCGAUCAGGCUCCAGCCAGGCCUAUCAGAGGCAAACGGUCCCCCAAGAGGAGAUUAAAUGUACAUCAGCAAAGAACACCGUGGUCAGCCUCGCUGGCCAGGCACCUAAUUUCUCCAGGCAUCAGUCUAAUGUAACUGUCAUGGAAGGUUCUCCAGUGACUUUGGAAGUUGAAGUGACAGGAUUUCCAGAGCCUACACUGACAUGGUACAAGAAGGGCCAGAAAUUGUCUGCAGAUGGGCACUUACAGGUUUUACACAAGGAGACAAGACAUUCGGUGUUCAUUCCGAAGGCAUGCGAGGCAGACGCAGGCCUCUAUGUGGCUCGGGCCCAAAACUCUAAUGGCAUUCUCUCUUCCAAUGUCAUCCUCCACGUGACAGGUAACCACAGGCCGCCAAUCACAAGAAUAAACUGGAUAACGCUGUGUGUCGUCUAUAUUAGUGUGUCCCUAAUGUACUGGGUACUCACACAGUAACUGUGGGGUUAGCACUCCUGGAUGUCAUUCUCAUGAGCCUAAAGAACAAUGCUUUGGUUGUUUAUUUUCCUGUAUCUCCCACAGAACAUCCUCCAUGAAGUGUACCCCCAUUCUGGUCAUGUUGUUUGUUCAGCUAAUCCCACUGCUCAGUGAAAUAAUCACAUUUUCUUUAGUGUUUUAGUAUAUUUGAAGACGUUGGUAAAUUAUUAGCAGUGGAUAAGCAUACAUUUUUGUAUUCUAGAGAGAUGUGUUCAAGACAAAAGCACAGUAAAAUACACUAUGUUUAUUCCCUCCCAGUUUAAGAGCAUGUAUAUUAAGGUUCACUUCAGUAUAAAGAUGUGAGUUAAAUUUCAAAUUCAAUUGUUUGAUAAUUUUUUUAAGUUUAUUUAUUUUUAAAGAGAGAGAGAGGGAGAGCAGGGAGGGGCAGAGAGAGAGGUGGAGAAAGAGAGAGAAUCCCAAGCAGGCUCCAUACUGUCAGUGCAGAGCUGGACACAGGGCUUGAACUCACAAACCAUGACAUGAUGACCUGAACUGAAACCAAGAGUCAGACACUUAACUGACUGAGCCACCAAGACACGCCCAAUAACUUGUUUUUAAUUGUGGUCAUAAACAUCUCUUUGUAGAAUAACAGUAGAAAUAUUGAAGUUGUGGUUUUCAUUAUUGCAUAAGCUGUCCUUUCAUUUUGUUUUAUGUCUUUAUCUCAUUUAUUGAAAUACACUCUAUAUAGUUUCAACCUAGCCUUCCUUCCUAAGUCUGGGGAGGCCAUCAUAAAUAAUCAUUCCUCAUGCUGAUCUCAUGGGUUUCACGGUGGAGAAUAGAUGUGCUGUUAACUUCAAAUGAAGUUUCAAACUUCCAUCAGCUGUACAUGUCAUAGAGCAAAAUGGAGCACAGGCUGCAGAUGGACCAACAUAAUUCCUGUCAUGCCACUGUCACCUUUUGGGUAGCCAUGUAUAUACACCAGCAACCUGCUCUUCCUGCUUCUAAUCUUGAUUCUUCAACUGAGUAUUUUUGCAGCUUGUGGUAUAGACAUCUCAAUGCCUCAGUUUCCCAUUUGGAAAAUGGGUUCAUCAUCUACCUCUUGGGCAAUUGAGCAUUUUUGUUUCAUGUCUUGUAAACAUUUGGAAAUGCAAAGCAUUCUAGGAAGGCUAAACGUAAUUAUAUUGUUUGAUGUAAUUUAUCAUCACACUGCCUCCUGCCCACUCUUCUCUUUCAGAUGCUAUUUCUUUAGGAUAUUAAAGGAAUAAUAUUAGUCUGUGACUUCCAAGCUUUCCCAUGUGGGAUGUUGAUGGUUUAUGAAUUGGAAGUCAAAUUCCUUUCUAAUUUGGUAAGACUAUAUCUUAUUCAAAGACUUGAAAUUAACCAUAGUAGGAUGCAUUUAGUAUGAUAAAAGGGAAAAAGAAGAGUGUAAUAAGACAACAUAAGGUGAAUUCUAUCCUUCUAAUUAUCACUGUAAUACUGAAGAAUGCUCUAUACAUUUCUGAAAUAUAUCAUUCAGAAAAGAGGGUCUUUUUCUGGUUCCUUUUAAAAAUAAACAUGAAUGAGAGAGGCAUUUGUUUUUAAAUUUUAAACAUAGUCUUGUCAUGGUAGGGUAAAAUCAUUGGUUGAAAGAAUAAUUUAUUACAUAUUUUAAUGAAGAGAAGGAAUUAAUUAUGUUGCUGCAAGACUGUCUACAAUAAUAAUAUUUAAAUGUAAUAUAUUCAAGUUAAUAUUAAAAAGUUACCAAAGGUUAUCUGAAGACAUGAAAUGUGUGGUUGUGUAAAGCUGACAUAUUUUUCCUAUGUAUUCAAUUUAAUUAAAAAAUUAAAUCACUUAAUUUUCUUCCAAAUUUUGACAGAAAUCUAUUAAAAGCUUAUAUAUAACAUCCUAGGGAAUCUUUGGUCCAGUUUCACAUAUUUUUCAUUCUUGCCUAACUGCUGCUCCCAUGUUGAAGCUAAAUAGUAAAAUCUAUUCAUGUCCAAAGAGGGCAGUCAGGACCAGGUAACAAAUUCUUCUCCCACUCUAUGUCUCUUUCCUGUUAAUUCAGUAAGAUCUCCCUUCCCACUUUGUCAUCUUGAUGAAAUUUGUGGCUUAAGGUUAUUAGGGCAUGGAAAUAGCUGAUUUGCUUUACCUGUUGCAUGCCACUUAAAGGCUAAUCCUUUGAGGAUUGUAUAUCCAUGAUGUAUGACUAAAUAAGGCAUAAAAACCUCUGAUACAUUUGAUGUAUAUAUACCAAAUAUAACAUGUAUUUGAUAUAUAUUUCAAAUGUAUGUAUAUACAUACACAUAUAUGUACACACACAUAGAGCCCAAAUAUUGGGAAAAAGCAUUAUACUGAUAUUCAAGAUAUAUAGGUCAAGAUAUAUAGUUCAGCUAGCUAUCUGUAUAUCAGUCUAUCUGUCCAACCAUUCAUCUAUCCAACCAUCCAUCCAUCCAUCCAUACAUCCAAGUAUUCACCUAUCUACCUACCUACCUAUUACCUACCUACCUACCUAUCUACCUACCUACCUACCUAUUCUUUUGCGCUAUUGAUUGACUAUCUAGUAAUUCCAGCAGCAGUGAACAAUAAUUAACUAUUCAAUUAUUCUUCCAGCUAUAUUUUAAUUUCAAAGACUUACAUGUGAUUUUCUUUUUGCCUGGAUUUCUGUCUUGAUAAAAGAAUUCUCCCUAUGCAAGUGUGAACUAAACUUAUUGAUUAAAAAUGAAAAACCUGGGAAAUUCAAGUGAUGUUUCUAUUUAAAAAUAUAUACAUUUAUACCCAUUUACUUUAGAGAAAAUUCUGGACAGUUAGUAAUACCAAAGCACUUUUCAACAAGAAAAUAUAAAUGACAAUGAAGAUUAAAAGGAACAUAUACUUGACACCUUAAAGGAAUGCAGAACAAAAUGAAUUUGAGUUUCCUAUGAGGCAUGAUAACUGAGCUUUCCAGUUCUGAUUUUCUAAUAAAAAGUGUAUAAACAUUUGGUGGUAAAAUUUUUUUCAUACUCAAUUCAAAGAGAAAUUUAUGCAGGAAUCCUUACAUUCAGAUCUCUACACAUUCUAAAAUUUCUAAAAUCUUUGGAAAAAGAAGCAGUAAACAAUUAGUUAUCUCAUUCAAUAAUGCUAACCAUCACUUAUAAUCAAGAUGCAGCCUUAAAAUAGAUGACUGCAAGAACCUUCUAACUACUUCACUUAAGUUUUAAUUUCUUCAAGUGGUGCACAAGGCCUUUUAGUACCUGGCCCCCCCUCCAACCUCUAUUCCAUCGCUUCUGAUCCCCCCACACGGUAACAUUUUACUUUAGGUUUUUAACCUAUCAUGUUCUUUCUUCUCUCUGUCCUGUCUUCCCAGAACUCCUUCCUAUAUGCUAACCUAUCUUCAUGUGGCUUAACUACUGCAUAUCCUUCUUGGUCCAUUUGAGAUACAACUUCCCCCAGGAAGCCUUCUGACCCAUCAAGUCCAGUGUAGAUGUUCCUGCUAUGUGUGCUGUCAGAACCUGAGCUGCCCAUGUCAUGUCCCUUGAUACAUAAUACUGAAAUUGCAUGUUUGAGCAUCCGUCUCCUCUGUGACAGCCCUGUUCAUCACUAUAUUCCCAGCACCUAAGACAUAGUCAUAUUCAAUAAAUACUUCUUGAAUUAUUAGAGGCCAACAAAAAUACACUCAACUUGUUUUUUUUCUUUUUCUGGAGAGAGGGGGUGGAGAAAUGUGAAAAGAGAAAGAUAUAUUUGUUACUUGAUUAUUACUUUUUAUUAUGUCCAUUGACCAAUCAGAAUCAGGUUCUAGUUAUGAAGUAUGUAGGCAUACUACAAUGACUAUGUCCAAAAUGCCAAAACCUCAAUUUAUGUACUUCUUUCAACACCCCACAAAUUAUCAGUAUCUUAUUGUAGUAAUCAAUAGUCUCAGUAAUCUGGCUGUAUACAGAUUUUACUUAAAACCAACAUUUCAUUUGUAUGUGUAAAUUUUAAAAGAACCAAAUUCAAGGAUUUCGAUUAAUUGAUUUCCAAAUGAACGAAGGCAAAAAUAUUGUACCUUGUUCCACUUGUUUUUGUUUUAUUUGUGACUAUUCCCUACUAGAAAUUGCCAUCUGAAGUUUUUGACAUUCCUGUUGUAUGUACUUUGUUUUAAGUCUGUCCAUGAAACAGUUAUUUGAAACAAAAUAAAAUAUAUGCUCCUA